CUAGUUAUAUUAUUUGAUUUUCAAAUAAAGAAAAAUGCAAAUUAUGAGUAAUUUUGCUCAACAAAUAUUUAUGUUCAUGUAACAGUUCCAGUGAUUCAUAAUCAAGCAAGCCAUGACGCUACCCGUCUUCUCAAUCCUUUAAAACUAAUUUUCUCCAUAAUCAUAACCGCCUACUUUUUCUUUCUCUUUCUAUAUCAGUUUAGCUUCAAGAAACUGCUAGCAUGGUUCUCAACGCCGUCGUUUGGAUGGAACCCGGAGCAGCAGCAACCACUGCUCAAGAACAGCUACAACUAGAAGAAGAAGAAGAAGAAGCCAUUUCUUCAUGGACCAGAACUAAUACUAAUAUCAACUUUAAAGAAGAGGAUUUAGCUUUCAAUGGUGCUUCUUUUUCCACCUUCAAAUCCAUGCUUGAAGCUGACUGGUACACUAAUAAUCUCCAUGCUUUUUCCUCUAAUGAAAACCUUCUUCUUCACCCUUCUUUAGACUCCUCUUCUUCCUGUUCUCCCUCACACCGGGUUUUUGAUCAUCUUGACCCUUCUUCACAAAUUCAAUCACACCACUUUUUGCAGCAGAAAUCUUGUUUUUCUAAUUUCGUUAAUCACCCUUUUGAUAGUAAUGUUAAUGGCUUUGAUUUGGGUUGUGAAAGUUCAUUUCUUUCUCAAUUUCAGCCUAGUCAAGGCUCUAACUUUAUGGGUUUUAGUGGGUGUGGCUCAACUCUUGGUGAUGGUGGUGGUGGUGGUGGUUCUACUACUACCCAGUUGCUCUCUUUUCCUGAUAAUGGUGGUUUUGGUAAUGUGGGGUUUGAUAAUUUUGAUGGUGGUUUAGCAAAUCCUAUGUUUUUGAGUAAAGCUAAGGUCUUGGGGCCACUUCAUGAGGUGGGGUCUUCGGGUUCUGGUUCACAUUCACCACCUACACUCUUUCAAAAGAGAGCUAUGUUGAGACAUAGUGAUGGGAAAUUAGGGAGUUUGGAGAUAUCAGGGCUGAGAUGUGGAGGAGGAGAUGGUGGUGGUGGGGAGAUUGAGAGGAAAAGAAAAAGGAGCGAUCAGCAAGAAGGUGAAAUUGAUGAUGUGAGUUUCGAUGUUUCGGGUUUUAAUUACGACUCUGAUGAGAAUUAUGAAGAUGAUUGUAAGGUUGAAGAGAGUUAUAAAAACAAUGGUGGAAGUAAUUCUAAUGCUAAUAGCACUAUCACUGGUGGUUGUGGUGGUGGUGGUGAUCAGAAGGGGAAGAAGAAAGGUUUGCCUGCAAAGAAUUUGAUGGCUGAGAGAAGGAGAAGGAAGAGGCUUAAUGAUAGGCUUUACAUGCUGAGAUCUGUUGUACCUAAGAUUAGCAAGAUGGAUAGAGCUUCGAUCCUCGGGGAUGCCAUUGACUACCUAAAAGAUCUCUUGCAGAGGAUCAAUGACCUUCAUAAUGAAUUGGAAUCGACACCUCCUGGUACUUUGCUGCCCCAAACUGCCAGUUUCCACCCUUUGACACCAACGCCUCCUACCCUUCCGUGCCGUGUGAAGGAAGAACUAUGCCCCAGCUCGUUGCCGAGUCCUAAAAACCAGGCUGCAAGGGUGGAAGUUAGAGUAAGAGAAGGAAGGGCGGUCAAUAUCCAUAUGUUUUGUGCUCGCAGACCUGGUUUACUUCUCUCCACUAUGAGGGCUCUCGACAACCUUGGUUUGGAUAUUCAGCAGGCUGUCAUCAGUUGUUUCAAUGGGUUUGCGCUUGAUGUUUUUCGAGCUGAGCAAUGCAGGGAGGGUCAAGAUGUGUUACCAGAGCAAAUCAAAGCAGUACUCCUUGAUUCAGCUGGUUUCCAUGGAAUGAUGUGAUUCACAGUUUGUAUGUGAAAUCAUAUGACAAACUGAUCAGGCACUAACCUUAGUUCUUUAGCUCAAUUUGUCUGUAGCAACAAAAUUAUGUUCUUCAGUGAUUUUUCUUUAUUAUUUUAUUUUUUUCGUAUCAAACAUCCUUAAUUUUACGCUCUCUUUUUAUUCA
Mercurialis annua (annual mercury) is the source of this 1977-nucleotide messenger RNA. Its product is annotated as transcription factor ICE1-like. Gene Ontology annotation, biological process: regulation of DNA-templated transcription. NCBI's taxonomy places the organism in Eukaryota, Viridiplantae, Streptophyta, Magnoliopsida, Malpighiales, Euphorbiaceae. The coding region runs from base 222 to 1811 and encodes 529 amino acids. Gene Ontology annotation, cellular component: nucleus. The record is from RefSeq and is a predicted model, not a curated record. The transcript is spliced from 4 exons. Gene Ontology annotation, molecular function: protein dimerization activity; sequence-specific DNA binding; DNA-binding transcription factor activity.